Messenger RNA from Anthonomus grandis grandis, 1908 nucleotides. RefSeq lists its product as uncharacterized. The transcript has 2 exons. NCBI's taxonomy places the organism in Eukaryota, Metazoa, Arthropoda, Insecta, Coleoptera, Curculionidae. The record is from RefSeq and is a predicted model, not a curated record. The coding region runs from base 615 to 1673 and encodes 352 amino acids.
UGUAUUUUGUUGAAUAAACUUAUUAUUUCCCAUAAAAAAUUUCCUAUAGGCCCUCCCUACGAAGAUACGGCCCCUUAAAGACGCCGCUAGAAAUCGUUUGUUAUUUAAUAACUUUUGAAGUACUUUUUAUAAUUUAGGCCAGAGCACUGAAAAUAAUUUUUGAGUGAGGUCAUCAUAUGUAGCCUAACAAAUAGGAUCAUAUAGUAGCCAACUAACGCGUGACAGUCGGCGACAGGUUGGUUGUUUAUCUUCCCGCUUUUAUUGCCGGUUCCAUUCGCGUUUUUGUCAUUUUUACACAUUAAAAUCUAUAAUAAACUGAUCUGACUAUUCCGUAUAAGUGUUGUGCACCAGGAUGACGAAAUGAAAUUACUCUAAAAACGGGCCUAAAGUUCAUGCGUUUAGUUUUUUAAAGGAGAGUGAUCUGCAAAACAAAUGGUUAUUCCGCGAAAUGAUUUAGUGCCUGGUGAAUACUCUAAGGCCCAGCACCCACAGAAGUGGUAUUGGCUUAUGGCGUGGCAGUGGUGUGGCACCGACGUGGCAGCGGCCUGGCGUUUUGACGCCUACGAAAGUGGCACAGAAGCAGCACACAAAAUGCAAAUUUAGUCAUUACUACAAUGUCGUCUUCAGAGGACGAAGAUGUUCUUGCUUUAGUGCAUUUAAAUAAUAUUAAAAGAAGACGAUAUUGGGUACAUCCUUUAUGGAAAAAGAAAAACAAAAAAUAUGGCAGCUUUAAUGUAUUUAAAGAGCUAAAUCAGUAUCCAGAACGGUUUCAGUCUUUUUAUCGAAUGUCUAAAGACUGUUUUACUCGGCUACUAAACAUAAUAAAACCAAAAAUAACUAAAAAGAAUACAAACUGGAGAAAUUGUGUUAGUGCAGAAGAGCGAUUAUUAAUAACUCUUAGAUACUUUGCCACGGGCUCAUCUUUUAAGUCCUUACAAUUUUAUUUUUUAAGGGGACAUACAACAAUACGAAAAAUUGUUUAUCACACAGCUAAGAUGUUAUGGAAAACUCUACAGCCACAGUUUUUACCAAAACCGACUAGUGAAAAAUGGUUGGAUAUCGCUGAACGCUUUUAUAGUCUAUGGAAUUUACCUAAUUGUAUUGGGAGCAUUGACGGCAAGCACAUUAGGAUAAAAGCACCCCCAAAUUCAGGAUCUGCAUUCCACAACUAUAAAGGUUUUUUUUCUAUAGUGCUGUUAGCUGUUGUCGACGCAGAUGGCUUAAUUAUUUCUGUAGAUGUGGGUGAAUAUGGCCGCAACAGCGAUGGGCGUGCGUUAAAAGAAAGUAAAUUUGGAAAGUGUCUGGUUCGAGGAGAACUUAAUAUACCAGAUCCAACUCCUCUACCUGGUGAAGAUGUAAAUAUUGGUUUUCCCUACUACUUUGUAGGUGACGAAGCAUUUCCGCUCAGAAGCGAUCUUAUGAAACCAUUUGCCCGCAAUCAACUUACCAAUGAAAGAAGAAUGUAUAAUUACAGAAUUUCUCGGGGACGCAAAUCAGUGGAAUGCUGCUUUGGUAUGUUAAGUACUAAAUUUGGAAUAUUGCAAACGCCCAUCUGUAUGAAAACGAAAAGGAUUGAUAUAAUAAUCCUAGCAAUAUGUGCUUUACAUAAUUUUAUUCUUGACAAAAAAAUCCGAAAAAGUUCCGAAAUAAAGACGAAUUAUUCCAAGUCCUAAAAGAAGCAUGGAGUGAAAUUUCCGGAGAUAUUAUACACAAUCUUCUUGAAUCUAUGCCAAGACGGUGUAGUGAAGUUGUGAAGAAUAACGGUUAUGCCACAAAGUAUUAGUGUGCUUUUAUCCACAUUUUGUAUUAUAACAUAAUUAUGUCAUGAAAAUAAAAAGUUUCUCCAUUUUUGUCCUUAGAGAAAAUAAAUUUUGUUUGCAUAUUUUGUAAUAAAUUAUUUGUUUUCAA